Molecule: messenger RNA, 701 nt
Organism: Panicum virgatum (switchgrass)
Lineage: Eukaryota; Viridiplantae; Streptophyta; Magnoliopsida; Poales; Poaceae
Product: MADS-box transcription factor 33-like
Exons: 3
Coding region: 19-663 (214 amino acids)
Biological process (GO): regulation of transcription by RNA polymerase II
Molecular function (GO): RNA polymerase II cis-regulatory region sequence-specific DNA binding; protein dimerization activity; DNA-binding transcription factor activity, RNA polymerase II-specific
Source: RefSeq, a predicted model, not a curated record
AGCAGGUCGUGUCACUGCAUGUGUGUUAGACAAGCCGGUGCCUGCUUACAAUUAGUGCCAUAUCUGCUUCAAGGCCAAUCCAAAGUGAAGGUUAUCUGCAGGCAGAGAGAAACGAUGGUUAGAGGGAAGGUGCAAAUGCGACGAACUGAGAACCCUGUCCAUAGAAGGGUAACCUUCUCCAAGCGCCGGGAAGGACUACUAAAGAAGGCAAGAGAACUCUCAGUGCUUUGUGGUGCUGAUGUAGGUGUCAUCAUAUUUUCCUCUACUGGGAAAGUCCAUGAUCUGGCAACUAAUGGGUGCGUUCUCAAAAAUUCAUGUUGUUAUAUAGUUAAUCUUAAGUGUGACAGCACUUCUGAGAUGUUAUCCAUUUAUGGUCGAAAUGCAAGAAAUAUGCAAAGCUUGGUAGAGAGGUACCAGAGCAUCGCAGCAAGAGGUAAAAUGGAAAGCAAGAAUCUACGAAGCCAGGUAACAGAGCAAUGGAUUUCCUUGUUAAGGCAUGAGAUAGGUCUACUACAGCAUGGUUUAAGGUCCACUGGAGGGGGUGAAGAGAACAUGAGACUGGACAGACUGCAUGUGCUGGAGAAAGGUCUUGAACUAUGGUAUUGCCAAACACGCUCCGCAAAGGCAAGACUCUCCUUCUAUUUUCAAACUUAUUCACAUUAGGCACAAAACCAAUUUGAAACUCUUUUAACAGAUGCAGA